Molecule: messenger RNA, 1242 nt
Organism: Nerophis lumbriciformis (worm pipefish)
Lineage: Eukaryota; Metazoa; Chordata; Actinopteri; Syngnathiformes; Syngnathidae
Source: RefSeq, a predicted model, not a curated record
AUGACUCAAGAAGGGGCAGAUAUGACGGCGGAAACCGACUGUAUGAUAGACAGAGACGCGGGGAAUAAACCGGCGACCGGAGAAUCUUCCGGCAAUGUGAAAGAGAUGCGGGCGGUAAUGUUGUCAGGCUUUGGAGGGCUCAACAAACUCCGAGUGACCAAGAAGCUGAUGCCCGAGCCUCAGCGUGGCGAAGUCAAGAUCCGCGUUAAAGCAUGUGGUUUAAACUUCCUGGAUUUGAUGGUACGUCAAGGGACUAUUGAUAGUCCACCUAAACCCCCUCUUGUUCCUGGCUUUGAAUGUUGUGGGAUCGUGGAGUCCGUGGGUGAAACCACAGACAGAUUUGAGAUCGGAGACCGAGUUAUGGCUUUUGUCAACUACAAUGCCUGGGCAGAAGUUGUCUGCACACCAGAGGAGUUUGUCUACAAAUUGCCAGAUGAUAUGACUUUUGCUGAAGCUGCUGCCUUUGCGCUGAACUUCGUUGCUGCCUACAUGAUGCUCUUUGAGGUGGCCAACCUUAGAGAAGGAAUGUCGGUGCUGGUGCACUCAGCCGGGGGUGCUGUUGGUCAAGCUGUGGCUCAGCUGUGCGCCACUGUACCUAACAUCACCGUCUUUGGGGUGGCCUCAAGUUUGAAGCACGCUGCUAUCAGAGAUUCUGUGACUCAUCUCUUUGACAGGAAUACUGACUACAUACAAGAAAUCAAAAAGAUAUCUCCAGAGGGAGUUGACAUCGUCUUAGACUGUCUAUGUGGAGAAAACACAGGCAAAGGACUCAGUCUGCUGAAGCCAUUGGGAACGUACGUUGUCUACGGCGCAUCCAACAUGGUAACCGGGGAGACAAAGAGUUUCUUCAGCUUUGCAAAAUCUUGGUGGCAGGUGGAGAAAGUGAACCCCAUUAAACUGUACGAAGAGAACAAAGUCAUGGCAGGAUUUUCAUUGCCCAACCUCCUCUUCAAGCAGGGAGGAUCCAGCAGGGUAAAGUUGGUGAUGGACAAACUCUUGUGCCUCUACAACCAAAAGAAGAUCAAGCCAGUGGUGGAUUCUCUGUGGGCUCUGGAAGAGGUUAAAGAAGCCAUGCAGAGAAUUCACGACAGAGGCAAUAUUGGAAAGCUCAUUCUGGAUGUGGAGAAGUCACCUACUCCUUUGAUGGCUAGUGACAGCACUGAAACCAGCGAAGCAGGGGAAGAAGAAGAGGAGCCUGAGGGAGACAAUGACAGCAAAGAGCGCAUGCCUUUUAUCCAUUAG